AUGGAUGAGGGUUACGAAGCAUUAGGUCCAUCUGCAAGUGCGCCACCACCAUCUUAUGGACCUAUGCCUCCAAUGCAAUUUGUUCCGGUUCCAACUCCUAGUCAACCGGUUAUAGUCCAAUUCCCACCAGCAGUUGGGUCACCACCAAUUCCGGCUGCACCUGCACCUCCAUCAGCACCAAUUCAUGAAAGUGAAAGUAGUGACAAACAAAGCGAACCUGAUGUGAGGAGAAAAAAAAGAUCUUCGAGAUUUGGACCGAUGAUGUCUCGCAUUGGUUGCAUGUUAGGAUGUUGUACAUUCUUGAUACUGUUAUUCAUUGGAAUCGUAAUAAUCGUAUUAUUAGUUGCAAUAGUAUGGACAGACUGCUUCGGACAUCCAGAAUGUCCAUGGAUUCGGAUUAUCAAAUUAUAA
This is a messenger RNA of Thelazia callipaeda (thelaziosis nematode), 411 nucleotides long. The record is from the annotation of a GenBank genome assembly. NCBI's taxonomy places the organism in Eukaryota, Metazoa, Nematoda, Chromadorea, Rhabditida, Thelaziidae.